This is a messenger RNA of Cataglyphis hispanica, 6748 nucleotides long. RefSeq lists its product as uncharacterized. NCBI's taxonomy places the organism in Eukaryota, Metazoa, Arthropoda, Insecta, Hymenoptera, Formicidae. Gene Ontology annotation, cellular component: membrane. The record is from RefSeq and is a predicted model, not a curated record. The transcript has 10 exons. Bases 1114 to 5466 code for a protein of 1450 amino acids. Gene Ontology annotation, biological process: transmembrane transport; monoatomic ion transport. Gene Ontology annotation, molecular function: protein-containing complex binding; monoatomic ion channel activity.
AUUAUAUAAAGGGGAAGAAAAGUUCUCGUCGGAUUUUAUCCAGACGAAUAUAUCUUACUUUUAAUCGAGUAUCCUGGUCGAAUAAUCUGGGAUUUUGUGCUGAAAUCUCGUAAGGCAGAAGCUGCUAUGAAGUAGAAAGCGAAUUAGAAGAUUGAAGAUUUUCAAGAAAGAUUGACGAAGCGGAAGGGAGGAUCGCUAUCGAUCGAAAAUCGGUCGAAAGGAUUUUCGGGAUUACGGUGCUCACAAUUUACGGGAUUCAUCGAGAUUUAAAACGCUGCGAAGCGAGCCCGGUACAGCGAGGCGUGUCAAGGGACACUGAGCGAGAGGAAGCCGAAAGGACCAUCGGUCGGGAGAGGAGGAGAGACAGAAAGUCACGUACGCUUGUAUUUUUGCUCUCGCGGGAAAUCAACGACUGUAAAGAGGCGAGACUAUCGAGGACUUGGCGAAUAGCGAGAAUACCGUUGUCGUUCUGUAUCACAGUGGCCGAUAGAUUGAUAACGAGUCGAUCGGCGCCGGCGCAAGAGAGAGAAGGCGCAUCGGAGCGCAACUUCUUUGAAGCGAUUGGUGGAAGGUACUUCUUCCCGGCAUUCGUCCCGAAUUUGUAUUAACCGCAUGCCGAAAAAUUAUCUCGAAAUUUCAUGGCACGCGCUGUCUCGCAUCAUUCGCGCCCGAUCGCAAAAUUGCAACUCAACCAUUAUGCAAAUGAGCGGCGAGAGAAAAAAAAGCGAAGUUCCUCGCUUUAGAAAAUAUAAGAUUACAUAAAAUAGCAUUAUAAAAUUGCGCGAGAGAACACACGAUUUUCAUGAUAAAAAAUCACGGAUUACCGAUAAGUCGCGAGGUAAUUCAAAAAAAUUGAAAAUCAAGAGAUCAAGCAUCGGAUCCAGAAGGAAAGAACAAAGGCAAAUAUUGACAACGCGAACAUUACAGGGCUUGAUAAAAAGAUUUAGCGUUCUUUCUCUCCGCUUUCUUUUUUCGACAACUUUCGGCGCGGCAAUUUAUCCGCGCGCUGCCUUUUACGGUGGCUUAGGGAUAUCACGAGGGAUCCAGGAUGCGUCUCGGCCUCUCCCGCAAAGUUGUCGGGAGUAUCAGACCUUUUAUCGGGAACAAGGAGAAAUGAAGUUAUCAGUGUCGGCUUACACAGCUCAGGCCAGUGCUCACAAAAAUCUCUGCAGUUAUCAGCAUCAGCGAAGCUACGGGGCCACAAAUCAAGCGUCAACGGCCCGGACCCCCUCAGACCUCGCGACGGUCCUUCCUGCCCUCAAGGUGGACCGGGCGGAGAAGGAGGAAGGGCAGGGAGAGGGUGGUCUGGCGCCGUCUUGCAGCGGUGCCUCCGGUUCGAGGAUGGGCCCCGGGCCCGAUUCCGGCAGCAGCGCUCCCUCUUCGGUUCCCCAGUCGCUGGCUACUUCAAGGGACGACGAGGACGACGAAGACGAUGAGAGCAGCGGCAGACGGUCCAAUGGUCACGGAGGAUCGAGAUCAUCGGAGAUCUAUCGACAACGACAAGCUAUUUCGAGCCAACGGCGAGCCUUCGCGACUAAGACAGCUGGUGCAGGAUUAGCCUCGACGACCUCGGAAUCGUUAGAGAGCUACGCCCUCGACGCCGAGAUACCCGCAGCAGCCAGGAGGCCCCGUAGCACGAGGGGUUCGCAAAAAUGGAGUAACGUACGCGCAGUCAUGGCGUUAUAUUCCUCUCUACGCAAAAUCAAGAGAACGAAGAGCAAUCAACGGUGGAUGAAACUACGAACGACGGUGCAGCUGUCCUCGGCGAUCUCAACGAUCCAGAAGAAACCGCCGCUAAAGCGCGAAGACUCGUUCUUAAAGCGGUUCUCCACCAGACAGAUACCGGAGAGCCAGGAGACUCUCGAUACCGCCGAGGGCGAGGGAGACGCGACCGACGACAAGGAGGCGGGUAGUCGGCGCCGCAGGCGACCGCGUAGACCUCAGAAACCUCCCAAGACUGUGGUCAACCCCGACGAAAACUUCUACUAUUAUUGGCUGAUGCUACUGUCGGCUUGCGUCCUUUACAACCUCUGGACGCUGAUCGUCCGUCAAAGUCUGCCAGAGUUGCAGGCGUUGGCGCCUUCCGCCUGGCUCGCCUGCGACGGCUUCACCGACGUGGUGUUCUUCCUGGACGUGGCGGUGCAGUUUCGCACCGGCUACCUCGAGCAGGGUUUGAUGGUCUACAAUAGCAAAAAACUGGCCGGUCACUACAUCAAGUCCAAGUCUUUCAUCCUCGAUUUGCUGGCGCUGAUGCCCCUCGAUUUGCUGCAGGUGAAUCUCGGCAGCAAUCCGAUGCUGAGGUUCCCCAGGUUCCUGAAGAUCUAUCGAGUGUACAAUUACUAUUACAUGGUGGAGUCGCGCACGGUCUAUCCGAAUCUCUGGCGCGUGCUGAAUCUCAUUCACAUACUGCUCAUCCUGGCACACUGGUUCGGCUGCUUUUACUAUCUACUAAGCGAGGCCGAGAGCUUCCAGGGUGACUGGGUGUAUCCUUAUCGGCCCGGCGAAUACGCAACCCUGACCAGGAAGUACCUCGGCUCUCUAUACUGGUCUACCCUCACGCUGACCACCAUCGGUGACCUGCCCACGCCGGAGACCAACGCCGAAGUCGUAGCGGGCGGCAAUCCCCGGAGCCUCGCUCGUCGCGGCCGACUGUCCCGGCUUCUGCAGUUCAAGCAUAACGGAGGGUACGUCUUCACGAUAGUCAGCUACUUGAUCGGCGUCUUCAUAUUCGCGACCAUCGUUGGCCAGGUCGGCAAUGUCAUCACCAACAGGAACGCGAACCGUCUCGAGUUCGAGAGGCUCUUGGACGGCGCCAAGACUUAUAUGAGGCAUCAUAAGGUGCCGGGCGGUAUGAAACGUCGGGUGCUCAGGUGGUACGACUAUAGCUGGUCACGCGGCAGGAUACAAGGCGGAGGUGACAUCAACACCGCUCUCGGUCUGCUCCCGGAUAAGCUCAAGACCGAGCUGGCAUUGCACGUGAACCUCUCGGUGCUAAAGAAGGUCACCAUCUUUCAGGAAUGUCAGCCGGAAUUUCUGCACGAUCUCGUCCUGAAGAUGAAGGCCUACAUUUUCACCCCCGGUGAUUCGAUAUGUCGAAAGGGCGAGGUUGCUCGCGAGAUGUUCAUAAUAGCCGACGGUAUUCUGGAGGUGAUCAGCGAAACUGGCAGAGUCCUAACGACAAUGAAGGCAGGGGAUUUUUUCGGCGAGAUUGGUAUACUCAAUCUGGACGGAUUGAAUAAACGCACAGCUGAUGUUCGUUCAGUGGGUUACUCCGAGCUAUUCAGCCUUUCGCGAGAGGACGUGCUGGCAGCAAUGAAGGAUUAUCCGGAGGCGCAGGAAAUUCUGCAGAAUCUCGGUCGAAAGCGACUGAUGGAAGCGCAGAGAGUAGCGCGAGCAUGGCGUCGACCUACGUCUCCGGGUCACGAUUCAUCCGACAACAGCACCGGCAAAAGGAUUGUCGACAAGCUAAAGAGCGACGUGAAAGGACUGAAGAAUGUCUUGAGAAAGAGCAGACGCAACACACGACCAGAAGAGAGCCUGGAGCUGCAGCCACUAGCACCGAAGAUACCGGCUCUGAGAAGACAACAAAAGAUCGAUGAGAGUCAUGACUUGACUCUGCCCAACAGCCAGGAGACACCGGCGACGGUAUCGCCGUUGGGCGCCGGCUUACCUUUACUAUCAAGACUCAGGUUAUUGAAAGAAAAGGAGGAGAGGGAGGAACGACGCAACCUGAUGGACACACCGAGCCAUGCGACCGAGCCUCAAGCACCGCCACCCUCCGAGGCCUUGAACCCCACUAAUCCGAAUUUACCAUUCCUACAAAGAAUACUUUUGCUGAAAGCAAAAAACGAGCAGGAAGCCGCUCAAACAGAGAAGGAGGCACCAUGCACCAAGGAACAUCUGCUACCUAAGAACGCUAUUCCUGAAGAACCAAGUACGCAGUCCGACGAGCAGCCAUCUUCAAACGGUCAAAGCGGCAUCGCGACCAUCACGGCUACCGCGACCUCGCAGGUCGAGACGCGAAUAGCGGCCAAGAAGCCCUGGGUCGCGCUGAAGAACGCGUCCUUGACUACCAAGGACAAUUCAUCGCAGAAAAGCCCACCGGCCAGAAAGCUGCAGCAAACCAAAAUGUAUGCUUCGGUUGACGAUCUCUCACCAGAAUACUGCGGUCUGCCAUUCGUCAAGAAGCUCAAAAUUCUCAACGAGAGGCAGAAGCUGGCCGAAUUGGAAAAGGCGGUUAGAAGCUCGUCCCUCGAUUGUGGCGAGAAUGUCGAGCCAGAGUUUGACAGCAACCUCACGAGGAGUCAUUCGGAGGCCUGUGCUAUCGAAUACGCCAGGAAGCUAGCCAAGUACAAUCAAGCUCGACAAGCAUCAGUGUCGUCGGUGGAGCAGCUAUCGCCGGAGAACGAGACACUCGAGAGGCGGAACUUGAAGAGUAUCCUGAAGAAACUAUCGGCUAGCAGUAGUAGAGCAAGCAGCAGCGAGACUUCGAUUACAAGCACACCGGAUCGACAAGCCGCGACUGCUGAGUUAAAGAAGUUAAUGAGAGCGCCAACAAUCGAAGGUUAUGCCGCGCGGCACACGAAACUGUCCAAGAGCGUAACUUUUAAUAAAUACACGUUGCAAAGCCCACCAUCCGAGCAACCUCUGCAACCACCGCCGUCGAAUUCCGGAUCCCAGGAUCAGCCGUCACUGUCGCCGCCCAAUAAACUCAGUUUCCGUCCUGUAGGCAGUGCUGGUAUCCUGCAAACGGUAUCCCGAUCGCGGGAGGAAGAGUGCCUGGGCGAAUUACUCUCCGGAGUCGGCGAGGUCAUCAAGGCAAGUCUGGAGGAUAUGCAGAGUAAAUUCGUGCGACAGUUUACAUCGCUCGAGUCGGAGGUCCGCAAACGCGACGAGAUAAUAUCGCAGUUGCAGGCGCGAAUCCAGCAACUCGAGCGAAGGAGGAGGAAAUCACACGAUGAUGAUUCCGGCGGGGACAGCACUGAGCACGAUGCUUCCAUGGAAGAGGAUCUCGACGAUGAUUGUGAGGAUCAUCCUUUCAUGCGCGACAGUUCCGUGGAUACAGUCAUGACUGCGCGAUUGCGCGAUCGACGCUCGUCGGUGGGUUCCAGCUCACGUAGCAGGCGAUCAUGGGAAGAGCAUUCGGAGAGAGAGACCUUGGAACUGCAAGAGCUGCCGAAUUCGAUAGUGCCGCAAAGAUUAUCGCGGGAGGACGUGGCGAUCGAUCUGGAAUCGAACAGCGACAGUAGAUCGGACGAGGAGUUUGACGUUUGCGUGCGUCGCAAGGGCGAUAGUGACGAGGGCGACGAAGAAGACGAAGAGGAAGAGGAAGAAGAAAAUGACGAGGAUGAUGAUGAUGACAAGAUCAUGCGGCAGGAUGGCUAUAACAAUUGGGAGGUCGCUCUACUGGCUAAACAGCUCGGGGCGAGGAGAAGAAGCGGCGAUAAUGCUAGCCCGGGUUCCUAGCGCAUUAAUGAGAUUCUAGAAAUACUGUGUUACCUCACGAACACAAUACGCUCCGACGGAUGGUGCAACCCACUUGCUGGGUCCGGCGGUAGUGCAGCUUUUUGCGAACACACUCAUCGCUCAUACUCACAAUUAGAUUUCGAUAAUAUGACUAGUUGCAGUGAAACUAUGAUGUAGUAGCCUGAUUAGCAAAGCGUCGUUGAUAUUUUUUUUAAUUUGCUUUUUUCUUUUUAAUUUAAUUUUUCUAAUAUCUGUAUGAAAGGCGAUCUCUGAACUUUAAAGAAUCAGCAAACUUGUAGAAUUUCUUUUCUAUACGACGCUGAUAUUCUCUCGUGUAUGAAAGUAAGACAUUUUUAAAUCUAUUUUGUACUUUUUUAUUUUCUUAUUCGUUUUUAUAUAAUAAUUAUUUAUAUAUAAUUUUAUCGCUGAUAUAAUUCGUUUCAGAAUUAUUUGAUUUUUCUUUUAUAUUUCAUUUUAUUAUAUUGUAAAUAUUCACAGGUGUGCCUGAGAAAAUAUUAUACUUGGCAUAUUCAUAGUUAAGUUAUAAACAUCGUAAUUGAAUGUACAAGAGUACCUCAGAAUAGAUACGUACCAACACAGCAAGGUUGAAAUACAGGGAGCUUCUUAAAUACGAAUUUGAAAAUUAUCUCUGACAAAUCGAAACUUUAGCUAAACACCAACAACUAGUAUACAUUAUUCUAUACUAUUAUUAUAUCGUGGCAUCAGAAAUAUUUGUAUCAUUAUUGUUACUUUAUUGGCGAUACCUCUUUUCCCUGAUACCCAUUCAAUCAUAUUCUUGAAAAGCUGCACCACAAGCAAAUGGAGAUAUUAGUCAGUUGUACGAAGCGAGGAAGAAUAAAUAAUUUUAGAAAAGAAACAAAGAGAGAAAGAGAUAAAUAUAAUUUAAAGCGAGAUAAAAAAAAAUUAAUGAAAAUAUAUUACGUAUACUGACCAGACCAAGCUCAAUAUUUCUAGAGUCUUUACAAGAUACGACUAUUAAGCAACAAAAUGACUAUUAUAUAAAUAAGGUAAGGAAAGAGAGAAUUAUUUAAAAAAAUCUUGUACAUAUUUAGUCGAUAAUUUAUUUAUCUAUGAGUGAAAGAAAAAGAGCGAAUGCGCAUGAGGCUAGGAUUACUAAAAAAAGAAAUAGGGGAUACGAAUAUAAAAGUUAAAAUGAGAAAAUGAAUUUUGCUGGAUUACGAGAGGAGAAGCAUUUUAGAUGCUGAUAUGUACCUACUAUGUGCGGAAGAAAGGAACAUACAAUAAAGCAAAUGUUUUCAAA